This is a messenger RNA of Nycticebus coucang (slow loris), 3224 nucleotides long. RefSeq names its product lymphocyte antigen 6 family member L (gene LY6L). NCBI's taxonomy places the organism in Eukaryota, Metazoa, Chordata, Mammalia, Primates, Lorisidae. The record is from RefSeq and is a predicted model, not a curated record. The transcript is spliced from 3 exons. The coding region runs from base 900 to 1316 and encodes 138 amino acids. Gene Ontology annotation, cellular component: plasma membrane.
GUGGAAGAACACGGUGGGAGCCUGUGGUCUGAUGUUAAUCAGGUUCCUUCCCCAGACUCUGGCCUGUAUGACCCUCCCAAGGACUACUCUUCAUUUUGUAAAGAAAAUCAGCUGAAGUCUCAGGCACGCCCCCCCUUUUGCAAAGAAUAGACACACAGCCCCUUUUGCAAAGAAUAGACACACAGCCCCUUUUGCAAAGAAUAGACAGAGGCCUCAGGCCAGGACACUCACUACAAAAUUCCCUGCUGACCAGUAGAAGGGCACACAGGAGGCAGAGAAAGACCUUCGGACCCUACGCAACUGCUGAGACCUUCACCCCCUAAUUUCAUGUGACGUGUAGAUUUCUCAGGGCUCCAAAGAACGGACCCACCACCACCUGCCCGGCCCUCCUCUCCACCGCCUUUAAACACGGAGGGUCCCAGGCGCGCGCUCAGCAUCCUGGCUCCAUGAACCUCCAUGGCUGAGAUUUUGUCUCAUUUACUCGGCAGACAGCUCCAUCUCUGUCCAAAUCUCGCCCGCACAGCAGGUCCCGGUUCUUCCUGCCCCUCGGCGCCCAGGCCCCGCUCUGGCUCCCGCCCUUCCAGGAGCUCCGGGAUUUCCGAACUCCAGCCUUCGCGGGCCCCUGAGUCGCGGCGCAAAGCUGGGCGGCCCGGAAAGCCCGUCCCGGAGCUGGGGCGGCCAGUCCCGCCCGGCCCGGCUCCUCCUCGAGCGGCGCAGCUCUGCGGCCAGGUGGAGGGACGCGCGCCGGGGCUGCGGGGACCGGCGGGACAGCUAUGGGAGGGAGGCGGCGGCUCUGAGGGUUGAGGGUGAGGACCUGAAAGGGGCGGGAUGCUCGGGGCGCGGGGAGGGGCGCUGCGAAGCCGAAGCCGCCGCCCCACUCGGCCGAACCCUUCGGCGUCAUGCGGGGGUUCGUCCUAGUCCUGUGGGCUUUCCUGGGGGCUGCGGAGUUUGCCAGUGGACCGAUGGCGGCAGCUCUGAACCUGAGCUGUUACCACUGCUUCAAAGCAGACAGCUGGGACAAGUGCCGGCCAGCGCGGUGCCUCCCCACAGACGAGGUCUGCGUCUCUAACGAGGUGCUCUUUCUCGUGAGAUCCAAUGUGAGAGUUAUGCUCAGCAAGCGCUGUGCUCGCAGAUGUCCCACCAGCAACAGGAGGAUUCAGUGGUCGCCAGGACCCAGUGUGGAAGGCUUAAUCACCAGACGCUGCUGUUCCGGGAACCUCUGCAACAGGGCACCGCCCACACAGGCAGGGCUGUGGGCCCAGCCAAGGGGGCUACUGCUCCACGUGGGCCUCGGCCUCCUCUGGACCAUGUUGUGAGGAGCCUCACUGUGCAUCCCUCCACCCUGCCAGUCCAUCCUGUCCCCUGCCUCCAGGACACUGGAGUAGAGGGAAACUCCCUACCUGCCCCUCCCUGCUGGAGCGCCUUUGCUCCAGGGAUAAUGGGGAUAAUGGGCACUCUGGUCUGGCAACGGCUCUGCAUGUGAGGCUCCUUGCCCUGAGCACACAGUCCAGGGCCCUGGAAGGACAGAAGAGCCAGGAUGAGGUCUUGCCAUCUCUGGCCUCCUCUGCCCUAGGGCCCAGGCAGGAUGACUGUGUGCCCCCCCUCCCCCAGGCACUGGCACUGUGACAUUUACUCCUCCCAGAGAUAAUAAACGAUGUGCUCUUAUGUCCCUUGGCACCUGCUCCUCAGCAUGCCCGUUUGCCCCCCAGGCUCUCAGCAUGGCCUCUGAACUGGCCAGAUCUGGACAAAACCUUCCAACUGGGCUACAACCACACCAAGGACCUGGUUGUCCCUGUGUCCUGGGCACAGACCUGCUCAGAUCUAAGAUCCCUGAAGGGUGCUGAAUAGAGGUGGGAGGGCCCCAGGAGCAGGGUCUGCAGCAUGUUGGGGUUCGAGGACCUGUCUGGGUGGCCACUGUGGGGGGUAGGAGGUGAGACCUGAUGGUUGGAGCCUGGCCCAGAGAGGGUGGGCAUUGGAAAGCCUGCCUUCAAGUGAGGGCAGAGGGGAGAUACAGAGUGGGUGGUUGAGCUGGACACACCAGGACAUCCAAGGAUAUCCUGGGGCGUGCUGGGAGAUCCCUCUGCCCAGGGAUGAGGUAGGGGGUGUCAUUCCCAGGCAGUGGAGCCCCCAGGACAUAGGACAGCACUGAGUUCAUAGCCUGCUCCCCAUCCCAGGCCUCACUCCUGCCCUUCCUGUCUGCACACCUGCCUCCCCAACCCCUGCUCUAGGUUGUAACCUGCCCCCCAUGCACAUGUGUCCUGACUACCCUAGGGACCUAGGAGGGUGCAGCAUGAACUGGGUGUUGGCUCUCCUGUCUCCAGCAGGCCACAGGGCUAGCAAGGUCUCUCCAGACAAGAGUCCCCGAGUGACCAGGUAGGACAGGAUCUUCCUCCCCUGACCUUUCUUGCUGAAUAUCAACCCAUCUGCUCCCCUCACUGACCAGUCAGGACAAGUCCCUGGAAUGGGUUCCUGGUACAUUGGGACAUCAGGAAUCUCUGAAUCCCCAAGCCCUGGCAGCCAGCCAGGCCGGUGCUGAGGGGAGAUUAUCAGGGCUUGGCCUGAAGCCCCCUGUAUUCUGCACAGGUUCUGCACAGUGACCUGUCCAUGGUGAGGGCAUCCCUCCUCUGAACAAGAGCCCCAGGAGUUUAGGUGCCUUGGGCAACUGCUCAGCUGAAAUCAGAAACUUGGCUGAAUACAUGGAUUUUUUUUAAUAAAUUGAUUUUUUUUGAAAGAAAGAUGAAGAUGAAUGCCCAAAUGAAUUCUCCAGAAAUUAACGAGGAAGGCCUUCUUGAAUAAAUAGGUAAAUGCUUAGUGAGUGCUGCAGCCGGAAACAGUGGCUACAGAGGGCAUCAAGGGUGUGGAGGGAAGGUGGCGCCUGCCCACCACAAGGACCUUUCUGAAUGCAGGGUCACCAUGCAAUCUCUCCAGGACACCGGGGCCCUUCAUCUGUUACCUGAGUGACCCAAGCAACAUAUAGCAUGUGGGUGUGGAACUGGUCAAAUGUGGGUCUGAGCCUCCGGCAGGGCAGGGCAGGGCAGGGGGAAGGCCCUGGGAACAGGCUGGGAGAAUAGGGCAACUAAGGAAAAAUAAAACCAUUUAUCUGGCUGCAAAGCCCCGAUCAGUGGUUCUCAACCUUCCUAAUGCCGCAGCCCUUUAAUACAAUUCGCGACCCACAGGUUGAGAACCACUGACCCCUAUUUUUCUAUAUCCUAGGAAUAAUGCAA